Helobdella robusta is the source of this 555-nucleotide messenger RNA. RefSeq lists its product as hypothetical. Bases 1 to 555 code for a protein of 184 amino acids. The transcript has 5 exons. Gene Ontology annotation, biological process: regulation of cell cycle. The record is from RefSeq and is a predicted model, not a curated record. NCBI's taxonomy places the organism in Eukaryota, Metazoa, Annelida, Clitellata, Rhynchobdellida, Glossiphoniidae.
AUGCCAUUGACUGAAGAAAUAUUGUACGACCCUAAUUUGUUAGAUGACCCGGAGUUGAGGUCCGGCAAGCACCGGACCUUGCUGACAUUCCCGUCAUAUAUGACAUCAAUAAUAGACUACGCGAAGCCUAGUGAUUUAAAAAAAGAAUUGAAUGAAAAAUUUAAAGAAAAAUUUCCAAACAUACCACUAACAUUAAGCAAAUUGAGAAGUUUGAAAAGAGAUAUGAAAAAAAUUGCACAUACAAAAUGUGGACUUGAUUUCUGGGAUGUUGCCCAAGCAUACGUUUAUUUUGAGAAGAUUAUUCUUAAGGGUUACAUGACAAAAGCAAAAAGAAAACAUAUUGCAUGCGCUUGCCUUAUCUUGUCUGCCAAACUGAAUGACAUUAAACAUCAAGAAUUGUCCAAGCUUAUCCAGGUUAUAGAAGAUGUUUUCAAACUUCACAGAGAAGAUAUCCUACAAAACGAAUUUCAGACGUUCGUUCAGCUAGAUUUUUCACUGCUUGUGCCGGAUACAGAAAUCUACCCACAUUAUCAGCGAUUGUUGUACACAUCUUGA